AUGUAUCACCUGCUGUAUCUCCUGCUGUCUCUCCUGCUGUAUCACCUGCUGUCUCUCCUGCUGUCUCUCCUGCUGUAUCACCUGCUGUAUCACCUGCUGUCUCUCCGGCUGUAUCACCUGCUGUCUCACCUGCUGUCUCACCUGCUGUAUCACCUGCUGUCUCUCCUGCUGUCUCUUCUGCUGUCUCACCUGCUGUCUCACCUGCUGUAUCACCUGCUGUCUCUCCUGCUGUAUCACCUGCUGUCUCACCUGCUGUCUCUCCUGCUGUAUCACCUGCUGUCUCACCUGCUGUAUCUCCUUCUGUCUCUCCUGCUGUCUCUCCUGCUGUCUCUCCUGCUGUCUCCUGCUGUAUCACCUGCUGUCUCUCCUGCUGUAUCACCUGCUGUAUCACCUGCUGUCUCUCCUGCUGUCUCUCCUGCUGUCUCCUGCUGUAUCACCUGCUGUCUCUCCUGCUGUAUCACCUGCUGUAUCACCUGCUGUCUCUCCUGCUGUAUCACCUGCUGUAUCACCUGCUGUCUCACCUGCUGUAUCACCUGCUGUCUCUCCUGCUGUAUCACCUGCUGUAUCACCUGCUGUCUCUCCUGCUGUAUCACCUGCUGUAUCACCUGCUGUAUCACCUGCUGUCUCUCCUGCUGUCUCUCCUGCUGUAUCACCUGCUGUAUCACCUGUUGUCUCUCCUGCUGUAUCACCUGCUGUAUCACCUGCUGUCUCUCCUGCUGUAUCUCCUGCUGUCUCUCCUGCUGUAUCACCUGCUGUAUCACCUGCUGUAUCACCUGCUGUAUCACCUGCUGUCUCACGUGCUGUCUCUCCUGCUGUCUCUCCUGCUGUAUCACCUGCUGUCUCUCCUGCUGUCUCUCCUGCUGUCUCCUGCUGUAUCACCUGCUGUAUCACCUGCUGUCUCUCCUGCUGUAUCACCUGCUGUAUCACCUGCUGUCUCUCCUGCUGUCUCUCCUACUGUAUCUCCUGCUGUAUCACCUGCUGUCUCUCCUGCUGUCUCUCCUGCUGUAUCACCUGCUGUAUCACCUGCUGUAUCACCUGCUGUAUCACCUGCUGUCUCUCCUGCUGUAUCACCUGCUGUCUCACCUGCUGUAUCACCUGCUGUCUCUCCUGCUGUAUCACCUGCUGUAUCACCUGCUGUAUCACCUGCUGUAUCUCCUGCUGUAUCACCUGCUGUAUCACCUGCUGUAUCUCCUGCUGUAUCACCUGCUGUAUCACCUGCUGUAUCACCUGCUGUCUCUCCUGCUGUAUCACCUGCUGUAUCACCUGCUGUCUCUCCUGCUGUAUCACCUGCUGUAUCACCUGCUGUAUCACCUGCUGUCUCUCCUGCUGUCUCACCUGCUGUAUCACCUGCUGUCUCUCCUGCUGUCUCUCCUGCUGUAUCACCUGCUGUAUCACCUGCUGUAUCUCCUGCUGUAUCACCUGCUGUAUCACCUGCUGUAUCACCUGCUGUCUCUCCUGCUGUAUCACCUGCUGUAUCACCUGCUGUCUCUCCUGCUGUAUCACCUGCUGUAUCACCUGCUGUAUCACCUGCUGUCUCUCCUGCUGUAUCACCUGCUGUAUCACCUGCUGUAUCACCUGCUGUAUCUCCUGCUGUAUCACCUGCUGUAUCACCUGCUGUAUCUCCUGCUGUAUCACCUGCUGUAUCACCUGCUGUAUCACCUGCUGUCUCUCCUGCUGUAUCACCUGCUGUAUCACCUGCUGUCUCUCCUGCUGUAUCACCUGCUGUAUCACCUGUUGUCUCUCCUGCUGUCUCACCUGCUGUAUCUCCUGCUGUAUCACCUGCUGUAUCACCUGCUGUAUCACCUGCUGUAUCACCUGCUGUAUCACCUGCUGUCUCUCCUACUGUAUCUCCUGCUGUAUCACCUGCUGUAUCACCUGCUGUAUCACCUGCUGUAUCACCUGCUGUCUCUCCUGCUGUCUCUCCUGCUGUAUCACCUGCUGUAUCUCCUGCUGUCUCUCCUGCUGUAUCUCCUGCUGUCUCUCCUGCUGUCUCUCCUGCUGUAUCACCUGCUGUAUCACCUGCUGUCUCUCCGGCUGUAUCACCUGCUGUCUCACCUGCUGUCUCACCUGCUGUAUCACCUGCUGUCUCUCCUGCUGUCUCUUCUGGUGUCUCUCCUGCUGUAUCACCUGCUGUAUCACCUGCUGUCUCACCUGCAGUCUCACCUGCUGUAUCACCUGCUGUAUCUCCUGCUGUAUCACCUGCUGUAUCACCUGCUGUAUCACCUGCUGUCUCUCCUGCUGUCUCUCCUGCUGUAUCUCCUGCUGUAUCACCUGCUGUAUCACCUGCUGUCUCUCCUGCUGUAUCACCUGCUGUAUCACCUGCUGUCUCUCCUGCUGUAUCACCUGCUGUAUCACCUGCUGUCUCUCCUGCUGUAUCUCCUUCUGUCUCUCCUGCUGUCUCUCCUGCUUGCCUCCUGCUGUAUCACCUGCUGUCUCACCUGCUGUCUCUCCUGCUGUCUCUCCUGCUGUCUCCUGCUGUAUCACCUGCUGUAUCACCUGCUGUCUCUCCUGCUGUAUCACCUGCUGUAUCACCUGGUGUCUCUCCUACUGUAUCUCCUGCUGUAUCACCUGCUGUCUCUCCUGCUGUCUCUCCUGCUGUAUCACCUGCUGUAUCACCUGCUGUAUCACCUGCUGUAUCACCUGCUGUCUCUCCUGCUGUAUCACCUGCUGUCUCACCUGUUGUCUCUCCUGCUGUUUCUCCUGCUGUAUCACCUGCUGUAUCACCUGCUGUCUCUCCUGCUGUAUCACCUGCUGUAUCACCUGCUGUAUCACCUGCUGUCUCUCCUGCUGUCUCACCUGCUGUAUCACCUGCUGUAUCUCCUGCUGUAUCACCUGUUGUCUCUCCUGCUGUCUCUCCUGCUGUAUCACCUGCUGUAUCACCUGCUGUAUCACCUGCUGUAUCUCCUUCUGUAUCACCUGUUGUCUCUCCUGCUGUCUCUCCUGCUGUCUCUCCUGCUGUAUCACCUGCUGUCUCUCCUGCUGUAUCUCCUGCUGUCUCUCCUGCUGUAUCACCUGCUGUAUCACCUGCUGUCUCUCCUGCUGUAUCACCUGCUGUAUCACCUGCUGUCUCUCCUGCUGUCUCACCUGCUGUAUCUCCUGCUGUAUCACCUGCUGUCUCUCCUGCUGUAUCACCUGCUGUAUCACCUGCUGUAUCACCUGCUGUCUCUGCUGCUGUCUCACCUACUGUAUCACCUGCUGUAUCACCUGCUGUAUCUCCUGCUGUAUCACCUGCUGUCUCUCCUGCUGUCUCUCCUGCUGUAUCACCUGCUGUAUCACCUGCUGUAUAACCUGCUGUAUCACCUGCUGUCUCUCCUACUGUAUCUCCUGCUGUAUCACCUGCUGUAUCACCUGCUGUAUCUCCUGCUGUAUCACCUGUUGUCUCUCCUGCUGUCUCUCCUGCUGUAUCACCUGCUGUAUCACCUGCUGUAUCACCUGCUGUCUCUCCUGCUGUAUCACCUGCUGUAUCACCUGCUGUCUCUCCUGCUGUAUCACCUGCUGUAUCACCUGCUGUCUCUCCUGCUGUCUCUCCUGCUGUAUCACCUGCUGUAUCACCUGCUGUCUCUCCUGCUGUAUCACCUGCUGUAUCACCUGCUGUAUCACCUGCUGUCUCUCCUGCUGUAUCACCUGCUGUCUCUCCUGCUGUAUCACCUGCUGUAUCACCUGCUGUCUCUCCUGCUGUCUCUCCUGCUGUAUCACCUGCUGUAUCACCUGCUGUAUCACCUGCUGUAUCUCCUGCUGUAUCAUCACCUGCUGUCUCUCCUGCUGUCUCUCCUGCUGUAUCACCUGCUGUCUCUCCUGCUGUAUCACCUGCUGUAUCUCCUGCUGUAUCACCUGCUGUAUUACCUGCUGUCUCUCCUGCUGUAUCACCUGCUGUAUCACCUGCUGUCUCUCCUGCUGUAUCACCUGCUGUCUCUCCUGCUGUAUCUCCUGCUGUCUCUCCUGCUGUAUCACCUGCUGUAUCACCUGCUGUCUCUCCUGCUGUAUCACCUGCUGUAUCACCUGCUGUAUCAGAUGCUGUCUCUCCUGCUGUAUCACCUGCUGUCUCUCCUGCUGUAUCACCUGCUGUAUCACCUGCUGUCUCUCCUGCUGUCUCUCCUGCUGUAUCACCUGCUGUAUCACCUGCUGUAUCACCUGCUUUAUCACCUGCUGUCUCUCCUGCUGUCUCUCCUGCUGUAUCACCUGCUGUCUCUCCUGCUGUCUCUCCUGCUGUAUCUCCUGCUGUAUCACCUGCUGUAUCACCUGCUGUAUCACCUGCUGUCUCUCCUACUGUCUCUCCUGCUGUAUCACCUGCUGUAUCACCUGCUGUAUCACCUGCUGUAUCACCUGCUGUCUUUCCUGCUGUCUCUCCUGCUGUAUCACCUGCUGUAUCUCCUGCUGUCUCUCCUGCUGUAUCACCUGCUGUUCUCUGUAUCACCUGCUGUCUCCUGCUGUCUCUGUAUCACCUCUUCUGAUCCCUGUCUCUCUGUUCACCUGCUGUCCCUGCUGUUCACCUGCUGUAUCACCUGCUGUCUCACCGCUGUUCCCUGCUGUCUCACCUGCUGUCUCACCUGCUGUUCACCUGCUGUAUCACUGCUGUCUCUCCUGCUGUCUCUUCUGGUGUCUCUCCUGCUGUAUCACCUGCUGUAUCACCUGCUGUCUCACCUGCUGUCUCACCUGCUGUAUCACCUGCUGUAUCUCCUGCUGUAUCACCUGCUGUAUCACCUGCUGUAUCACCUGCUGUCUCUCCUGCUGUCUCUCCCUGCUGUAUCUCCUGCUGUAUCACCUGCUGUAUCACCUGCUGUCUCUCCUGCUGUAUCACCUGCUGUAUCACCUGCUGUCUCUCCUGCUGUAUCACCUGCUGUAUCACCUGCUGUAUCUCCUUCUGUCUCUCCUGCUGUCUCUCCUGCUGUCUCCUGCUGUAUCACCUGCUGUCUCUCCUUUUGUAUCACCUGCUGUAUCACCUGCUGUAUCACCUGCUGUCUCUCCUGCUGUCUCUCCUGCUGUCUCCUGCUGUAUCACCUGCUGUCUCUCCUGCUGUAUCACCUGCUGUAUCACCUGCUGUCUCUCCUGCUGUAUCACCUGCUGUAUCACCUGCUGUCUCACCUGCUGUCUCUCCUGCUGUCUCUCCUGCUGUAUCACCUGCUGUCUCUCCUGCUGUCUCUCCUGCUGUAUCACCUGCUGUAUCACCUGCUGUAUCACCUGCUGUAUCACCUGCUGUCUCACCUGCUGUCUCUCCUGCUGUCUCUCCUGCUGUAUCACCUGCUGUCUCUCCUGCUGUAUCACCUGCUGUCUCUCCUGUUGUCUCUCUUGCUGUCUCUCCUGCUGUAUCACCUGCUGUAUCACCUGCUUGCCUCCUGCUGUAUCACCUGCUGUAUCACCUGCUGUCUCUCCUGCUGUCUCUCCUGCUGUCUCCUGCUGUAUCACCUGCUGUAUCACCUGCUGUAUCACCUGGUGUCUCUCCUACUGUAUCUCCUGCUGUAUCACCUGCUGUCUCUCCUGCUGUCUCUCCUGCUGUAUCACCUGCUGUAUCACCUGCUGUAUCACCUGCUGUAUCACCUGCUGUCUCUCCUGCUGUAUCACCUGCUGUCCCACCUGUUGUCUCUCCUGCUGUCUCUCCUGCUGUAUCACCUGCUGUAUCACCUGCUGUUCUCCUGCUGUAUCACUGCUGUAUCACCUGCUGUAUCACCUGCUGUAUCACCUGCUGUAUCUCUGCUGUCUCUCCUGCUGUAUCACCUGCUGUAUCACCUGCUGUAUCACCUGCUGUAUCUCCUGCUGUAUCACCUGUGUCUCUCCUGCUGUCUCUCCUGCUGUAUCACCUGCUGUAUCACCUGCUGUAUCACCUGCUGUAUCUCCUGCUGUAUCACCUGUUUCUCUCCUGCUGUCUCUCCUGCUGUCUCGUAUCACUGCUGUAUCACCUGCUGUUCUCCUGCUGUACUCAUCCUGCUGUCUCUCCUGCUGUAUCACCUGCUGUAUCACCUGCUGUCUCUCCUGCUGUAUCACCUGCUGUAUCCGCUGUCUCCCUGCUGUAUCACCUGCUGUUCUGCUGUCUCUCCUGCUGUAUCACCUGCUGUGUAUCCCUGCUGUAUCACCUGCUGUCACUCUGCUGUCUGCUGUCUCACCUGCUGUAUCACCUGCUGUAUCCCUGCUGUAUCCCUGCUGUAUCACCUGCUGUUCCUGCUGUCUCUCCUGCUGUAUCACCUGCUGUAUCACCUGCUGUAUCACCUGCUGUAUCACCUGCUGUAUCACCUGCUGUAUCACCUGCUGUCUCUCCUGCUGUACUCUGCUGUAUCACCUGCUGUAUCACCUGCUGUAUCACCUGCUGCUAUCUCCUGCUGCUGUAUCACCUGCUGUAUCACCUGCUGUAUCACCUGCUGUAUCUGCUGUCUCUCCUACUGCUGUAUCACCUGCUGUAUCUCCUGCUGUAUCUCCUGCUGUAUCACCUGUCUGUCUCUCCUGCUGUCUCUCCUGCUCCUAUCACCUGCUGUCCUCUCCUGCUGUAUCACCUGCUGUAUCACCUGCUGUAUCUCCCUGCUGUAUUACCUGCUGUAUCUCCUGCUGUAUCACCUGCUGUAUCACCUCUGUCUCUCCUGCUGUAUCACCUGCUGUAUCACCUCUGUCUCUCCUGCUGUAUCACCUGCUGUACCUCCCGUAUCCCUGCUGUCUCUCCUGCUGUAUCACCUGCUGUAUCACCUGCUGUAUCUCCUGCUGUAUCCCUGCUGUAUCUCCUGCUGUAUCAACCUGCUGUAUCUCCUGGCUGUCCUCCUGCUGUCUCUGCUGUAA
Knipowitschia caucasica is the source of this 6759-nucleotide messenger RNA. The record is from the annotation of a GenBank genome assembly. Lineage: Eukaryota; Metazoa; Chordata; Actinopteri; Gobiiformes; Gobiidae.